CGAGGCUCUCGCCAUGCUGGCAGGACUCUAGGGGCCCCAUGGAGUCGGCCGACUUCUACGAGGCGGACCCGCGGCCCCCGAUGAGCAGCCAGCUCCAGAGUCCCCCGCACGCGCCCAGCAGCGCCGUCUACGGCUUCUCCCGGGGCGCGGGCCCCGCGCAACCCCCCGGCCCACCUGCCGGCCCCGAGCCGCUGGGCGGCAUCUGCGAACACGAGACGUCCAUCGACAUCAGCGCCUACAUCGACCCGGCCGCCUUCAACGACGAGUUCCUGGCCGAUCUGUUCCAGCACAGCCGGCAGCAGGAGAAGGCCAAGGCGGCCACGGCUCCGGCUGGAGGAGGAGGCGGCGGCGGAGGAGGAGAGUUUGACUACCCGGGCGGCCCCGUGGGUCCCGGCGGUGCCAUCAUGCCCGGAGGCGCGCACGGGCCUCCUCCUCCUCCGGGCUACGGUUGCACGGCGGCCGGCUACCUGGACGGCAGGCUGGAACCCCUGUACGAGCGCGUCGGGGCGCCGACUCUGCGGCCCCUGGUGAUCAAGCAAGAACCCCGCGAGGAGGACGAGACGAAGCAGCUGGCUCUGGCCGGCCUCUUCCCUUACCAGCCGCCGCCGCCGCCGCCACCGCACCACCACCACUCGCACCCGCACCCGCCGCCCGCACACCUGGCCGCGCCGCACCUGCAGUUCCAGAUCGCGCACUGCGGCCAGACCACCAUGCACCUGCAGCCCGGUCACCCCACGCCGCCGCCCACGCCCGUGCCCAGCCCGCACCCCGCGCCCGCCUUGGGCGCAGCUGGCCUGGCCGGCCCGGGCAGCGCGCUCAAGGGGCUGGGCAACGCGCACCCCGAUCUCCGAGCUGCUCCGGGUAGCGGUGGCGGUGGUGGAGGAGGAGGAGGUGGUGGAGGAGGCGCUGGCAAAACCAAAAAGUCGGUGGACAAGAACAGCAACGAGUACCGGGUGCGGCGCGAACGCAACAACAUCGCCGUGCGCAAAAGCCGGGACAAAGCCAAGCAGCGCAACGUGGAGACGCAGCAGAAAGUGCUGGAGCUGACCAGUGACAAUGACCGCCUGCGCAAGCGGGUGGAACAGCUGACCCGCGAACUGGACACGCUGCGAGGCAUCUUUCGCCAGCUGCCCGAGAGCUCCCUAGUCAAGGCGAUGGGCAACUGUGGGUGAGGCCGCGCGCCGCUGGGCCAGCCCAUCCUGGGACUGGCUGGGACGCCGGGAGCGGGUUGGUUUGGGGGGUCUCGAGAGUGUCUGGGCUUAGAAGAAAAAAACAAAACAAAACAAAA
Molecule: messenger RNA, 1288 nt
Organism: Suncus etruscus (white-toothed pygmy shrew)
Lineage: Eukaryota; Metazoa; Chordata; Mammalia; Eulipotyphla; Soricidae
Gene: CEBPA
Product: CCAAT enhancer binding protein alpha
Exons: 1
Coding region: 39-1172 (377 amino acids)
Biological process (GO): DNA-templated transcription; regulation of transcription by RNA polymerase II; myeloid cell differentiation
Molecular function (GO): DNA-binding transcription factor activity, RNA polymerase II-specific; RNA polymerase II cis-regulatory region sequence-specific DNA binding
Source: RefSeq, a predicted model, not a curated record